Messenger RNA from Myotis daubentonii (Daubenton's bat), 2361 nucleotides. It is a transcript of the gene OVCH1, whose product is annotated as ovochymase 1. Lineage: Eukaryota; Metazoa; Chordata; Mammalia; Chiroptera; Vespertilionidae. Gene Ontology annotation, biological process: proteolysis. The record is from RefSeq and is a predicted model, not a curated record. Gene Ontology annotation, molecular function: serine-type endopeptidase activity.
AUGGGCCUCCCCUCAAAUCCAGGACUGAAGUGUGGGAUUCAAGCAGCUGAUCUGAAAAGUACAGAAACUGCCUUGGAAUCUGAGUUGUUCUCUGAAGUUACUAGUUAGAGAAAUUCAACAGCUGGUAGACAUCCAUGCCAGGUCUCCCUGAAAUUAGAUGAGCACCAUUUCUGUAGAGGAAGCUUGAUUCAAGAUGAUCUGGUGGUUACAGCAGCACACUGCCUGGCUAGCCUCACAGAGGAGCUAAUUAAGAGUCUGGUUAUGAUUGCUGGAGAGUGUAACUUCUUUCAGAAGGAUAAGCAAGAACAGAAUAUUCCUGUCUCAAAAAUUAUUAUCCAUCCUGACUAUAACAGACUUGGAUAUAUGAAUUCUGAUAUUGCACCGCUGCAUCUAAAACACAAAGUCAAGUUUGAUAAUGCUGUCCAGCCAAUCUGUCUUCCCCAUGGAGAUGAUAAGUUUGAAGAAGGGAUUCUUUGCAUGACCAGUGGAUGAGGCAAGAUUUCAGAGACAUCAGGAUAUUCAAAUGCCCUGCAAGAACUGGACCUUCCUAUCAUGGAUGACAGAAUGUGUAGCACUCUGCUCAAGGGUAUGAACCUUCCUCCCCUGGGAAGGACCAGGUUUUGUGUUGGUUUUCCUUCUUGGGGUAUGAACUAUACAAGGGGGGACUCCGGAGGUCCACUUGUUUGUAGAAGAGACAAUGGGAUCUGGAUUCUUGCUGGGAUAACUCCUUGGGGAGCUGGUUGUGCUAGAGGUCGGGCUCCUUUAAGAAAUAACUACAGAAGGACAUCAGUUGGCAUUUCCCCCAAUGUGUCUGAGUUGAUGGAUUUUAUCACUCAGAACAUGAUUACAGGUGCUAGUAAUAUAGCAGUGAAUGAAACAGACAAAAAUGUUCUCCUUUAUGGGGGAAGUUGGAAGAUGGAGAGUGGAGAUAAUACAAGUAAUGUUACAUAUAAUAGUAGAAGGUGCUUAUGUAUUUGGAAAAUAAUGGUGCCAGAAAAUAAAAUUAUCCUGUUAAGAUUUACAAGCUUAGACAUAGAAAAUCAAGUUGGAUGUGACCAUGACUAUGUAUCUUUGCAAUCAAGCAACAGUGUGCUUAUUAGUAAGAAAAAUAAUCCACUCUUCUGGACUGUUGUAGCUGGGGACCAUGAUAGAACCGUGAAAGAACUGACCAAGCAGGUAAGAAAGGCAAAGAGCAUCAUGGUGCAGGGAGAUUUUAAUGGAAGGACCUUGGGCUCUGACAUCGCCCUCAUGCAGCCGAGCUCUCCUCUGGAGUUCAGCUCUAUAGUGAGGCCCGUGUGUCUCCCACACGGCACGGAGCCUCUGUUUUCCUCUGAGACCUGGACUGUGACUGGAUAGGGAAGUAUUAGUGAAGAUGGUGGCCUGGCAAGUCGCUUGCAGCAAAUUCAAGUGCUUGUGUUAGAAAGAGAGACCUGCAGACGCACUUAUUAUUCUGCUCACCCAGGAGGGAUCACAGAGAGGAUGAUCUGUGCUAGCUUUGCAGCAACUGGAGGGAAGGAUUGCUGUCAGGGAGACUCUGGUGGGCCACUAGUGAGUAGACAUGAGAAUCGUCUCUUUGUCCUCUAGGCCAUCAUCAGCCGGGGAGUUGGCUGUGCCUGGCCAAGGAAGCGUGAAUUUGCCAGGGUGAGUGUCUUCUUGGACUGGAUCCAAUCCAAAAUCAAAGAUACAAGCUUUGUUUCACUUCAGAUAAAUAAUGAAAGCAAAAGCUUACCAAGGAAACAAUUGCCACCACACAUGUCUCCAGCAGACCGGGUCAGGCUGGUCCCUGGUGUCUGUGUGCUCUGCGCUGCAUGCUGUUACUCUGAAAUGGAGCUAGGAGAGCCCAGAGGCUUUCUUUCAACUCCAAGAUAUCCACUGGAUUAUAAAGGAAAACUGGAAUGUUCUUGGGUUCUCAGAGCUUCACCAAGCAGUAUGGCAACAUUUAUGGAUGAGAACCUGUCACUCCCGGAGCCUCAUUUGUGUGAAGAUUCAAUCCUGACUAUUUAUGAAGAAAGCCACAGGGAGCGAAGGAUGUCAGGUGAAGUAUGUGCAAGAAGGCUUUACCCAUUGAUUUUUAUGAGCCCUGAACCACUGGUGAGGAUGACAUACAUCUCCCUUGUACAAGAUGCUUUCAGCAUAAGUUAUAUUAUCAUUAGAGUCCAAGGUCCAAAAGUCAGUAAAGUAACCAGACUUCGUCAGAGUUCAAACCAAGAGCAUGUGGUCACUUGUAAUGAUGUUAUUCUGACCAAACCAGCAGGAAUCAUACAGAUUUCAAGAUAUUUUCACAGAACCACUAUGAGCUGCCACUGGAGGUUAUUAGCCCCUUUAAAUCACUUCAUUUGCCUAUUACCAACUUCCAGAUAA